Molecule: messenger RNA, 4507 nt
Organism: Myripristis murdjan (pinecone soldierfish)
Lineage: Eukaryota; Metazoa; Chordata; Actinopteri; Holocentriformes; Holocentridae
Gene: phf12b
Product: PHD finger protein 12b
Exons: 15
Coding region: 667-3768 (1033 amino acids)
Biological process (GO): negative regulation of transcription by RNA polymerase II
Cellular component (GO): Sin3-type complex; nucleus
Molecular function (GO): transcription corepressor activity; protein binding
Source: RefSeq, a predicted model, not a curated record
UCCGGCGGUUCGCGGUUGCGCCAACUGGUAGAGGAUGUUGCUAGCAGCCAGUGUUGAUGCACAGCAUUUUUCACAACAAUAACACCAACCAAAUUUACAUCUUCACAUCCCUGAUUUACGGAGUAUAUCUUACGAGCGAUAUCGGCAACCGUGCAUCGGACCACGCCACAUCGAAUCUGCUUGCACGUUUUUCGCUACACGCUGUGUUGACAAUGGGAGCGGACGGGUUUGCAGAUUUACAAGGCUCCUUUUUGCAGGAGCAGAAGCAAGAAUCAUGGCUGGCCAGCUAGGCCGCAGAUGGGUUUUGUAGCUAGCAACAACAGUCGCUUAACGUAAAAUAUUGUGUGUCGGCUCGGCGCUAGUCCGCGGCGAGUGGUGCUAGGAAAAACCUUCUUUUAAGGAAUUAGUUACGUUUGUUUUUGUUGUCUUUUUGGACCAAGCAGGCAGGCUAGGCAGCCCGCUAGCCUCGCAACCUUGACUGGUUGACGUCUUGUCUUCGCCGUUAGCUCUGUUAGCCAGCUAACGCUAGCUAGCAUUGAUUGGCCAGCCAUCUGCGGGCCGAAAAUAGUUGUAAAAAGAAAGUUAUCCCGGGAUCUGCGCUCGACAUUGUGUUCCUAGUAGGCAUUUGUAUCGUAUAUUCGUUUUGCAACGUCUACUCCUGGAUGAAUGUGGGACAAAAUGGAGACCCCGACGAUUGUGUACGAUCUGGAUACCUCUGGGGGCUUAAUGGAGCAAAUCCAAACAUUGCUGGCGCCCCCCAAAUCCGAGGAGGUGGAGAAGCGGAGUCGGAAGCUGGUGAGGGACGUGCGGAGGAGCGGCAGGGCCACCAACCACGACACCUGUGAUAGCUGCCGGGAGGGAGGAGACCUGCUCUGCUGCGACCACUGUCCCGCAGCCUUCCACCUCCAGUGCUGCAACCCACCCCUAAGUGAGGAAAUGCUUCCUCCUGGGGAAUGGAUGUGUCAUCGCUGUAAUGUUCGUAAAAAGAAGCGAGAGCAGAAGUCAGAGCAGACCAACGGUCUGCCAGAACGGUCCCUGUCGAAGCGCUCAGCCUCCCCGGCUGUGGAGCUGGAGCUCAACGCUGGCCCCCUGCGACUGGACGGCCUUCCCCCAGGGGCUGGGGCGGCAGGACCCGGUCUGAGGGUGGCCCAGGUCCGUCUCCUUGAUCGCAGGACCAGCAGCAGACCCAGCAGCCGGCCCGGUACGCCCACCUCCAACACCUCCUCCACCCCAACGCCCUCAGAGGAGCAGAAUGACGGAGAGGAGGAAACAGCAGAGCCCGAGGAAGAGGUUCAGGGUUCUGAAGUCGAGAGUGCCACCCUGUCCACCCCGACACCACGCCUCCUCAAGAGGCCCUUCCAGCUCCUGAUAGCUGCUGCCAUGGAGAGAAACCCCACCCAGUUUCAGCUGCCAAAUGAGCUUACCUGCACCACUGCACUGCCAGGCAGCAGUAAACGGAGGAGGAAAGAGGAGUUGCUGGGUAAGCCAUUCAGGAGGCCUCAGCAUGAACUGGACCCCAACGGCCUGGUCCCCCUGCCGGUCAAAGUGUGCUUCUCUUGUGGCAGGAGUUGCAGGAUGGCACCGCUGAUCCAGUGUGACUAUUGUCCCCUUCUGUUCCACAUGGACUGUCUGGACCCUCCGCUCACCGCCUUACCUGCUGGCAAAUGGAUGUGCCCAAACCAUGUCGAGCACUUAGUGCUGAACCAGAGGACCUUGAGCCUGUCCAGUCGCUGUCAGCUCUUUGACCAGUUCCAGGACAGGAUGUCCCAGCACGCCGUCAAGGUGGACUUCCUGCGCCGGGUCCAUCGGCAAAACACACCCAACCGGCGCACGACUCACCAGCACAACAAGAAGACUAUCAAGGUGCCAGAUGCCAUCAAGUCCCAGUACCAGAAUCCUCCCCCAAUGCUGGUCCCUGCAGGAGUUCGCCAGUCGGAGCUGGUGUGCAGCGGCGUUCCUGACAACCAGCCCUCCAAGCACUUGACCACAGAGGCUGAGCAGCAGGAGUGGCUUCAAGAUGUCAUCGCCCUUCAGUGCAGCAUCAUGCGUCACCUAUCCAUCAAGCAGAAGGCUGCCUCAUCAACCAUGGCACCAGUGCCAUCAUCAGCAGAGUGGGACUCCGAGCAGAAAGCUGAUAUUAAAUCUUGCAUAACAUCAGAAGACAUCAAAUCUCUGGCCUCUUCAGAAAGGACUUCCUCACCUGACCCCUGUUCUAAACCCUGCAGCACGCCCGAUGACCCCUGCAGGACCGCUGUGGCGAGCGGCCCCGCCGCAGAGCUGGAUAUUUGUAAAUGCAUUGUGACGCCCUGUCAAAAUUGUAGGAAACCCAAUGGGCCUCUGGCAGAGGAGCGCCAGCCUCCCAAAGCCAACGGCCCCGUAGACUGUAACAGUGCCUCAGACUCUUGCAGGCAGGCAGAGCUGCAGCACAGACUGAAGGCUAGUACAAGCCCUCCGGAUCCCGCUCCCACCGCAGGGCUGGCCAACCACAUAGGAGGAGAGACGGUCAAAAGGGAGAGCGAGAGCGCUAUGGAGGUCUGCGUCCAGAAAGACUGUCCCACUGCCCCAACGAUAUGCCCCCACACGGGGCAGCAGAACCACAGGAGCCAGCCGGAACUCCAGACAGAGUGUACGAGCAGCGACGAAAAACCCUCCUACCCUGUCACCAGCAGUGCCCACCCAGCUACCCCAGCUAAAGGCCUCCAGGACCACGGCACCGCCAAGCUGGGAUCAUCAUCAUCAUCAUCACUGUCUGCAGCAGAUUUAAAGUCCAGUCCCGGGGUGAUGGACUCGCUGCUCCCUAGCGCUCUCUCCUCCAUCGCUGACCUUUCCAACCGCAUGAAAGCAACCAUGGAAGACGACGGAGGCAUUGAGCUGGACAAGCUGGAUGGAGAGAUGAUCAAGCUUCUGGCCUGGCAGAGGAUCCAGCAGCUCUUCCCUCCCAAGGUGCCCAGCACCCCCCCUCCCGCCUCCACUGCGCUGAAACCCCCGCUGCCGCGCCCCGACAGUCAGAAGAAGGUGCAGGCCAGAGCGGUUUUCUACCCGCUGACAGGAAAGGGGGAAGCCGUCAGCAUGUGCUAUAGGACAUUGUACAUAGGAUCUGGUGCUGACAUGGAUGUGUGCCUUACAAACUACGGUCAUUGCAACUACAUAUCGGGAAAGCACGCCUGUAUUUUCUAUGAUGAAAAUACCAAGCAUUACGAGCUGCUCAACUACAGCGAGCACGGCACCACGGUGGACAACGUCCUCUAUUCCUGUGACUUCUCUGAGAAGGCCUCGCCAUCCCCGCCCAGCGGCUUGGUGUCCAGAGUCCAAGGCAUUAUCCGUCGCAGUAAGAAGCGCGAGCAGGACGAGGGUCCCAGUUCUCUGGUGGGUCUGAUGCCGGCGGGCGGCGUGAUGAGCUGCCAGCCUCAGGGAGGCUCGCGGCUCUCCUGCAACUGCAAGGCCAGCAGCUCCAGCCUGAUCGGAGGCAGCGGCGCUGGCUGGGAGGGCACGGCGCUGCUCCACCACGGCAGCUACAUCAAACUGGGCUGCCUCCAGUUCGUCUUCAGCAUCACCGAGUUCGCCAGUAAGCAGCCCAAAGAGGAGGAGAUGAGCAUCACCGCCGCCGGUUGCACCAGCAGCACGACCAGCGCCACCGCCACCACCGCCGCCGCUGCCACACCACCCAACACUGCCGCAGUCAGCAGCCCUUCCAGCCAGGAUGAGGCCGAUAAAGAGACUCUCCCUUCCCACCAAGUGCCCGUUCUGCGCUCCAACUCUGUUCCAUAGCCCACACAGCAAGUCCCUCCUUUUGUUUUGCACCUUCUUUCAAGUCACAAUGAAGGGAAAGCUGCACAGCUGGUUGGUCAACAGGGAAAAUAAUGUUUAUUUUUUCAUUUUAAUGGUUUGUACCUUUGCAUGAACUUGAAGUAUUAUUGACAAUCUCUUCUGUUUUUGAAUGACUGACUGUAACCUUUUGUUCAAUUAUGACCAUUGGGACUUUGAGCGAACAUUAUUUACCUACGCUCAAUUUUCUUUUUUUGCCAGUAUAGUAGUUAUGUAUGGUGUAACAUUACUUUGUCAGUCAGCCCAUUUAGCACAAACGUUUUAUUUUGUAGUAUUGAAGUCCAUACAUUAUAAUUUCUUUUGCUGCUUUUGCACCACAGGUAGCUAUAUAUGUAUGAAAACAUACAUGCUUAUACACUAUUACAUGUAUAUAUUAUGUAAAUAUAUACAAUUCAGUGCCUCUCAUUUGGAGAAACAUUGGAUUUCAUGUAGAUUUACCAUUUUUUGGUUUUUAACUGUACAGUUCAUCAUGGAAUUUGUGAUACCGAGUAGAGUAACAGAAGUUUUGUGAUAAAACUCGUUCUUAGUCUGUACUUUCCGCUGUAGUCCAUCUGUAAAUAGCGUAUUGUUUUAGCACUCAUUUUAACAUCUUGUGCUGCUCUGUAUAUAAGCACUCUUUGUCUGUACCUGCUUGUCUGUUAAAACGUGUAAAUACAGAAAGAUUUUCUAAGAACAAAGCCAA